AUGUGCGAUUUGUCGAUCCUCCUAUCCGCAAUUCAUAUCCAGCUUUAUAAUAAAAUUUUAAUCCAGAUUUUGUUCAACCAUGUCAACACCCCACCGUCAAGCCAACUGGUUGCUGACCAGCAGUCUGAAUGUUGCCAAUGUGUUGCCUGUUCAGUCAAAUCAUGCACACCUACCGCCUCGUAUGCCAACCCUGGUCAGGUCAGAUUGAGGCCAGCUUGGCAGAGGCCCAGGAGGUCUGAGGCAUGUGAUGUUGUUUGGAUCCGUGCCACUAGACUGCAGAGGUGUCAACACGUGGAAUCAGAAAAGCUUCCAAAUCCUUCUUCUGCUCAUCAGCUCACGCGAGGUCGCUGUACACCAGUCAGUCCGCCGUGUCAGGGCCGCCAUCCCCAAUUGGCAACACCUCUACCGCCGCUCAGCUUUUGGAACGUAGGGUCCAAGGGCACAAAGCUGCCACCUACACCCAACAGAAUUCAACCAGGUCUCGACGGGUCGCUCCCAACAGGCCCAGGGGCUGUGUGGGCUCCAAUUGGACGCAUGUUUUUGUCUCGUGAGGGCCCUCUGUAUAAGUAUGCCCACAACACUUUGCAUCCUCCAUGGCGCUCAGCAGCGGAUUACAACAGCAUUUUUGACUGGAGAACCGUCAGGGUGAUCUCAGAUUACAAUGCUGCAGGAUCAUUCAAUGGCGCAUGUAACACGGCUCAAUCAAUGAACGGGUCAGAUCACCGGUCUGACCCUCUGCCAUGGUGCCGAGAUGGACUCAAUCCGGCAAACAAGGCAGCGGCCUUGGCAAGGUACAACGUGAAGGCACUUCGCCAGGUUUGUCCAGAUUUGACGUCAGGAGAAGACAAGUGCUUGUGUCACCUGUUGGCAGAUUCAGAUGAUGAUCCUGUCACACCCGGUCCAUCUGGCCAGCUGGACUCUUCACCCACACCGACUCAACCCGCCGUGACUAUGUCAACCCACAAUCCUCUCAUUCGGAAGGACUCUCCCGUCAAACUACGCAGAGACUUAUCCAACAGCUCCUUCACCAAAACCCAAUUGAAUGAAGACGCAAAUUCAUUCACCAGUUGCGAGGAAGACAUUGACGGACUGGAUUCGGGCAAGGGUCUCUUGGCCCAGUCCGGGCGUCCCCAAACCAAGGGUCUCCCCUCAGCCUCCAAAUACUCUGCAGCUCCCUGUUCCCCUCGUGCUUCUAAUUUGAUUCGAGGUUCCAAUUCCUCGGAUCAACUGCCUUCUUGA
Molecule: messenger RNA, 1239 nt
Organism: Melampsora larici-populina 98AG31
Lineage: Eukaryota; Fungi; Basidiomycota; Pucciniomycetes; Pucciniales; Melampsoraceae
Exons: 9
Coding region: 1-1239 (412 amino acids)
Source: RefSeq, a predicted model, not a curated record